This is a messenger RNA of Paramecium primaurelia, 331 nucleotides long. NCBI's taxonomy places the organism in Eukaryota, Ciliophora, Oligohymenophorea, Peniculida, Parameciidae. The record is from the annotation of a GenBank genome assembly.
AUGAUUUGUCUUUCUGAAAGGAAAAUCUCUAUUCAUUAGAACAAAGGUUUAGUUUAAUUACCUGAAAUAUCCAAAUCUUCAGAACUUUUAGUAUCAUUAUUAUUCAUCAAUAUAGAAAUUGAACAAUAGAGCAUUGUAAUCUACUCAAACUAAGAAGAAAACAAUACCCUAAUCUCCAGAUAAGGAUACUUAUUAUAUAAAAUUACCUUAAAUAAAUUAGAAGGCUUAGGAUAAAACAGACAACUUUUUUAAAUUAUCUAAAUCACAAGUAUAAACAUAAAAAAUGUAAUAUUAUUACUUAUAAUAGACUUUAUGGAGAUACUUCACUUGA